This is a messenger RNA of Calypte anna (Anna's hummingbird), 3691 nucleotides long. RefSeq names its product SMAD family member 1 (gene SMAD1). The record is from RefSeq and is a predicted model, not a curated record. Gene Ontology annotation, cellular component: heteromeric SMAD protein complex. The coding region runs from base 551 to 1948 and encodes 465 amino acids. NCBI's taxonomy places the organism in Eukaryota, Metazoa, Chordata, Aves, Apodiformes, Trochilidae. The transcript is spliced from 7 exons. Gene Ontology annotation, molecular function: I-SMAD binding; RNA polymerase II cis-regulatory region sequence-specific DNA binding; DNA-binding transcription factor activity, RNA polymerase II-specific. Gene Ontology annotation, biological process: BMP signaling pathway; anatomical structure morphogenesis; regulation of transcription by RNA polymerase II.
CCUCACCGCCCCGGCCCCCCUCACCGCCCGGCUGCCGGUAACAACUGCGCGUCCCCUCCUCGCCUCUCCCCGCCGCCUCAGCCGGGCAGCCGUGCCUCUGCCGCCCUCCUCCUUCUCUUCCUCCUCCCUCCGGGUGGUCCCCGGCCCCGGGGCAGGGUGCGGAGGCCCCGCGCCGGAACGGGCCGCGCCGAGGGGAGCGGCUUCUCCGCGCCUGGAAGGGAGCGCAGCGCGGCUCCGCUCUCCUCCUCCCCGGCAUGAUGGCGUCCCUCCGGCAGCCCGGGGGAGACCCGGGGCCGCUUCCUCGCUGCUCGCUCCCGGCUCGAAGUUUGUGGGUUCUUGGCCGGAAGUGUUCAGAAUAAUGAGAAGGUUGUGUCCAUCAAGUGGGGAUGUCAGUGCUGCCUUCCUGGGACUGGAGGACUGAAAAAGACAAAGGACCAGAACUAUUUGAGACAGGCUGCUUUUGACUACUGACACGACCUGCUGUACCCUGCUGGUGGAAGAGUAGAACAUUCUUUCCUGCUUGGUUCCGUGUUGUCACAGUGGGGACAUCAUGAAUGUGACAAGUUUAUUCUCCUUCACCAGCCCAGCAGUGAAGAGGCUGUUGGGAUGGAAGCAGGGGGACGAAGAAGAGAAGUGGGCAGAGAAAGCUGUUGAUGCAUUAGUGAAAAAACUGAAGAAGAAAAAAGGUGCUAUGGAAGAGCUGGAAAAAGCAUUAAGCUGUCCUGGUCAGCCCAGCAACUGUGUCACAAUCCCUCGUUCCUUGGAUGGCAGGCUGCAGGUUUCACACAGGAAAGGGCUGCCACAUGUCAUUUACUGCAGAGUGUGGCGCUGGCCAGACCUGCAGAGCCACCACGAACUGAAACCACUGGAGUGCUGUGAGUUUCCCUUUGGUUCAAAACAGAAGGAGGUUUGCAUCAAUCCCUACCACUACAAGCGGGUAGAGAGUCCUGUCCUUCCUCCAGUGCUGGUUCCGAGGCACAGCGAGUACAACCCUCAGCACAGCCUCUUGGCCCAGUUCCGCAACCUGGGACAGAACGAGCCCCACAUGCCGCACAAUGCUACUUUCCCGGACUCUUUUCAGCAGCCCAGUAGUAACCCCUUCCCCCACUCGCCCAGCAGCAGCUAUCCAAACUCUCCUGGAAGCAGCAGUAGCACCUACCCACAUUCUCCAGCCAGCUCAGACCCGGGAAGUCCUUUCCAGAUGCCAGCUGAUACUCCCCCUCCUGCUUACCUGCCUCCAGAAGAUCAGAUGACACAUGAUACCUCCCAGCCAAUGGAUACCAACAUGAUGGCACCUGCAAUCCCCCCAGACGUACACAGAGGAGAUGUUCAAGCAGUUGCUUAUGAAGAGCCAAAGCAUUGGUGCUCCAUUGUCUACUACGAGCUGAAUAAUCGUGUUGGAGAGGCAUUCCAUGCUUCUUCCACGAGUGUCCUGGUGGAUGGCUUCACUGAUCCUUCCAACAACAAGAACAGAUUUUGCUUGGGGCUGCUCUCCAAUGUUAACCGCAACUCCACCAUUGAGAACACCAGGCGGCAUAUUGGCAAAGGUGUUCAUCUCUAUUAUGUUGGUGGGGAGGUGUAUGCUGAAUGUCUCAGUGACAGCAGCAUUUUUGUGCAAAGUCGGAACUGCAAUUACCAUCACGGGUUCCAUCCCACCACAGUCUGCAAAAUCCCCAGUGGCUGCAGUUUGAAGAUUUUCAAUAAUCAAGAGUUUGCUCAGCUUUUGGCUCAGUCUGUGAACCAUGGCUUUGAGACAGUGUAUGAGCUUACUAAGAUGUGCACUCUCCGUAUGAGUUUUGUAAAGGGUUGGGGAGCUGAGUACCAUCGCCAAGAUGUGACAAGCACUCCAUGCUGGAUAGAGAUACAUCUUCAUGGUCCUCUUCAGUGGCUGGAUAAAGUACUUACUCAGAUGGGCUCUCCUCAUAAUCCUAUUUCUUCAGUGUCUUAAAAGGUCCCAAGCUCCUGCAUUUUGGAAACAAUUGAGCCUUGCAUGUACUUGAAGGAUGUAUUAGUCAGACACACACAUUUGUAUUAUUUUUCCCCGAACUUUGCAACAGCUGAAUAAGAGCCAUGAAAACACUUGACUUCUGUGACCAACCCUUGGAUUCAGAAAAAAAACCCCAAAACAGCAAACCCUUUGACAUGUUGGUAUAAAGAAUUUUAGUUUACAUUGUAACACACAAUUGCAAAGGUAAUUUGCAGGGGUUAGUGCAACGGGGAUGACUGUGCUGAAACCACAAUCUGUCCGACCGAGUUCCCAAAGGAUCUUCCUGUAGCUGGCACUCUGAGAUUCCCUUUCUUCCUUGUAUUCAGUGCUCGCCCUUUCUUCCUGUGUCCUCUGGGGCUAGGAACUGAUGCUGCUGAAAUCUGCUUUUUGCAGGCUCUCUGCAGUACAUUUUAAAACUAUUUGUCUAAGUUGAUGGUUCCUGUUCUCUUGAAAAGAAAAAAAAAAUAUCCCAUUAACUGUGUAAUAAUCUUUGAAUCUGUGUCCUGACCAUACUGCUGUAAGAAUGUUAGGUAUGUUUUUUGCUAAAUGUAUGUAUGAUGUAUUUGAAAGUUUAGAAAUUAAUUAGAUUUAGACUAUAAAGGAAUUAGGAAUAUUUGAAUGGGGGGAGGUGGGAGCGGGAAGGGAAAAUGACAACUGAAAUGUAGAAUAUAUUGUAAACAUAGCUUGUUAGUUAAAACUGAGGUCUGAGUUUUGCUGUGCAUUUCAUUUUUAUAGUGGCUUCAUCUUGUUAAUUCUGACUUUUUGCCUCUUUGUUUUCCCCAAAAGCAAUUGCACAGCUGGUUAAUUCUUUUACCCAUGAAGAGGAAUGUCACAGCUUAGCAGUUUGGGCGGACCAAAAACCAAAGGACAGAAUUAUUCUCUAUUACCCACUCUCAAAGGGAAGAUAAAAGGGUAAUAAAGACUAGAGACUUGAAGUUGGAAAUUUAAAAAAAAAUGUUAACAGAUUUACUAGCACAGGGGAAAGGCAAUAACAUAAGGGAUAAAGAACAAAAAUACAAAUUUGUAUACAACCCAGUCUGGAUGCUGGCAGGGACAGGUGCCUGUGUGCCCCUUGGGGCAGGGCCAGCUCAGGGGAGGGCUCCAGAAUCCACUGGAUGUGGGUUCUGAAGAGCAGGUGGUGAGCUGGUAGAGGAGCACAGGGAACAGCAGUGAAGCAAGGAGUGGGCAAAAGAGAGAAGAGGCUGUUGGGCUGCUGACCUUGAUAGAGUAUGGGCAGGACCUGGGAGGGAAUAGACCCUUCUGUGUGCCACCCCUCUCAGAGUCUGAGUGCCCUCCUUCUUUAGGUCCUCAUACUCAAACUGUGACGAGGAAAAAAUUCCUGCAGUUUGAAGGCUGCAGCUCUGUGUAUUUCAAGACAAAAUUGUACAGAGUGCUCUCUAACUAUUGAGCAGUUUUAUACAGUUUAUGUAACAGAAGUAGGCUUUUAAUUUUGUAAGAGAAUCUUGUUUUGCCAAACCUAGUAACUGUUUAUUGUUUGGAGAAAUUCAAAAUCCCUGUGUUGGGUCUAUUUCAAACUUUAAAAGAAAUAUAUAUUUUUAAUUUUUUUUUUUUUACUGCUUGGUUUAUUUUCUUCUCUUUGAUCUUUUAUAUUCACGUAAGCUGUACUACUUUAAGUACCUUUAUUCCAAAACUAGUGGGUCAUCUUUACUGGAAGUUUUGAAUAAAACCUGUUGUUACUGCUUA